Messenger RNA from Rhinolophus ferrumequinum (greater horseshoe bat), 2621 nucleotides. It is a transcript of the gene EIF2B5, whose product is annotated as eukaryotic translation initiation factor 2B subunit epsilon. The transcript is spliced from 16 exons. Lineage: Eukaryota; Metazoa; Chordata; Mammalia; Chiroptera; Rhinolophidae. Gene Ontology annotation, molecular function: translation initiation factor activity; translation initiation factor binding; guanyl-nucleotide exchange factor activity. Bases 97 to 2265 code for a protein of 722 amino acids. The record is from RefSeq and is a predicted model, not a curated record. Gene Ontology annotation, cellular component: eukaryotic translation initiation factor 2B complex.
CUUUAGUCGUUCGCGUUUCGAGUACUGCGUCCUUUUUGUCCACUACUGCGUGCGGUGUCAGUUUCCGUGCGGAAGUGGUGGCCGUGAGAGAAGAAGAUGGCGACCACUAUGGUGGCGCCGCCUGGUGCGGUGGCCAGUCGGGCCAACAAGCGCAGUGGCAGCGGGCCGGGAGCCGGCAGCGGCGGUGUGGGAGCCAAAGGCGCGGAGGAGGAACCGCCGCCGCCCCUACAGGCAGUUCUGGUGGCGGAUAGCUUCAACCGCCGCUUCUUUCCCAUCUCCAAGGACCAGCCUCGGGUCCUCUUGCCUCUGGCCAACGUGGCACUAAUUGACUACACUCUGGAAUUUCUGACUGCCACAGGUGUACAGGAAACCUUUGUCUUUUGCUGCUGGAAGGCUGCUCAAAUCAAGGAACAUUUACUGAAAUCUAAGUGGUGCCGCCCUACAUCCCUCAACGUGGUUCGAAUCAUUACAUCAGAGCUGUAUCGAUCCCUGGGAGAUGUUCUCCGUGACGUCGAUGCCAAGGCCUUGGUGCGCUCCGACUUCUUGCUGGUGUAUGGGGACAUCAUCUCCAACAUCAAUAUUACCAGAGCCCUAGAGGAACACAGGUUGAGGCGAAAGCUAGAAAAAAAUGUAUCUGUGAUGACAAUGAUCUUCAAGGAGUCAUCCCCCAGCCACCCAACUCGUUGCCAUGAGGACAACGUGGUUGUGGCUGUGGAUAGUGCCACAAACCGGGUUCUCCAUUUCCAGAAGACCCAAGGCCUCCGACGUUUUUCUUUUCCGCUGAGCUUGUUCCAGGGCGGUGGAGAUGGAGUGGAGAUUCGCUAUGAUUUACUGGAUUGUCAUAUCAGCAUCUGCUCUCCUCAGGUGGCUCAACUCUUUACAGACAACUUUGACUACCAAACUCGGGAUGACUUUGUGCGAGGCCUGCUAGUGAAUGAGGAGAUCCUAGGGAACCAGAUCCACAUGCACGUGACAACUAGGGAAUAUGGCGCCCGGGUCUCCAACCUGCACAUGUAUGCAGCUGUCUGCGCCGAUGUCAUCCGCCGAUGGGUCUAUCCUCUCACUCCAGAGGCAAACUUCACUGACAGCACGAGCCAGAACUGCACUCACUCCCGGCACAACAUCUACCGAGGGCCUGAGGUCAGCCUGGGCCAUGGCAGCGUCCUGGAGGAAAAUGUGCUCCUGGGCUCUGGCACUGUCAUUGGCAGCAAUUGCUCCAUCACCAACAGUGUCAUUGGCCCUGGCUGUCACAUUGGUGAUGACGUGGUGCUGGAUCAGGCCUACCUGUGGCAGGGUGUUCGAGUAGCUGCUGGAGCACAGAUCCAUCAGUCUCUGCUUUGUGACAAUGCCGAGGUCAAGGAACGUGUUACACUGAAGCCACGCUGUGUCCUCACUUCCCAGGUGGUAGUGGGCCCUGACAUCACACUGCCUGAGGGCUCGGUGAUCUCUUUGCACCCUCCAGAUGCAGAGGAAGAUGAGGAUGAUAGCCAGUUCAGUGACGAUUCUGGGGCUGACCAAGAAAAGGAGAAAGUGAAGCUGAAAGGUUACAAUCCCUCAGAAGUUGGAGUUGCAGGCCAGGGCUACCUCUGGAAAGCUGCAGACAUGAACAUGGAGGAAGAGGAGGAACUACGGCAGAAUCUGUGGGGACUCACAAUCAACAUGGAAGAAGAGAGUGAAACUGAAAGUGAGCGAAGUAUGGAUUCUGAGGAGCUCGACAGCCGGGCAGGCUCCCCACAGAUGGAUGACGUCAAAGUGUUCCAGAACGAAGUCCUGGGAACACUGCAGCGGGGCAUGGAGGAGAACAUUUCUUGUGACAAUCUAGUCCUAGAAAUCAACUCUCUCAAGUACGCCUACAACAUAAGCCUGAAGGAGGUGAUGCAGGUGCUGAGUCACGUGGUCCUGGAGUUCCCACUGCAACAAAUGGAUUCUCGGCUCGACACAAACCGCUACUGUGCUCUGCUGCUUCCCCUGCUCAAGACCUGGAGCCCUGUUUUUAGGAACUACAUAAAGCGUGCAGCUGAUCAUUUGGAAACAUUGGCAGCCAUUGAGGACUUCUUCCUAGAGCAUGAAGCUCUUGGUACUUCCAUGGCCAAGGUACUGAUGGCUUUCUACCAGCUGGAGAUCUUGGCUGAGGAGACAAUCCUGAGUUGGUACAGCCAAAGGGAUACAACUGACAAGGGCCGGCAGUUGCGGAAGAACCAACAGCUGCAGAGGUUCAUCCAGUGGCUAAAAGAGGCAGAAGAGGAGUCAUCUGAAGAUGACUGAAGUCGCACUGCCUCCUCCUGUGGGUGUGGUUGAUUGCUGUCCUGGCUUCUGGGUCAGACAAAUGAGAAGCUAGUUGCAGAUGAGUGACCACCAUCCUGGCCGAGAUUUAAAGGAGCAGAGGCUGGAACUACAGUAUUCUUCCCACCGCCAGCAACCAUGUGCCUCGCAUCCUGACUGGGUAGUUGGGAUGAGGGAAGCUGGGCUGGAACAAAGCUCUGCCUAAGGACAAUCUAGGCAGGCCCUGCAGUUAGAGGAAGCCCAGUGCCACAGCUUUGUGCUCUGGCUUUCCCUCGGGGAACAGCAGAGAGCAGCUAGCCCUCUCUGCUGCUUGUAUUUGUUAAUAUUAAAAAAGAGAG